This is a messenger RNA of Maylandia zebra (zebra mbuna), 9696 nucleotides long. RefSeq names its product shroom family member 3 (gene shroom3). The record is from RefSeq and is a predicted model, not a curated record. Gene Ontology annotation, biological process: actin filament organization. Lineage: Eukaryota; Metazoa; Chordata; Actinopteri; Cichliformes; Cichlidae. Gene Ontology annotation, molecular function: actin filament binding. Gene Ontology annotation, cellular component: apical junction complex; cortical actin cytoskeleton; adherens junction.
UAUGUCAGGAGAGGACAACCAAUAGUUGGAGUAAUGAAUUAAAGUUCAGUAAAGUAGAUUUUAGUUGAGAGUAGAUUUCUGUAUGGAAUAUGGCAUUUUGCCAGUCUUGCAAAGCAUGUAGUUGAAGUUGAGUGGAGUUCAGUAGAAAUUGGUUUUUAGAAAGACGUUUUUUAGAAGGGAACACAUCAAAGAGUUCCAAGGAGCAAAGGAUAAACUGUCUGGAAAUGGAUCUUCUCGGGACUUUCUAAAAGAAAAAGAAGAACCUCGGGAAGUUUUAAGGAGAAAGCAAUAGAGAAGAAACUAGAAUAACCUGGACUGUAAGUCGAAGCCAUGGAGCUGCUGGAGGCAUUCUAUCGAAGGAAGCUCAGGAAGAAGCAGAAGAAAACGGAGCUGGGCCGGUCAGACGGGGGCCUGUGUCGGUCACCGUCGGAGGCCAGCGUCAACAGCCUGGCGACCGGCCUCAUCUCCAAAGUCCUCAGAUUCACCUCCAGACGCACUGAGCCGGCAUCUCGUCCUCAUUCAUGGCAUUCAUCGAAGCUCGAUGAAGGCCAGCAGGAGCUGGACCUGGGAGCAAUGGACAGCAUGAGCAGCAAGUGGCACCACAACUACCACGCCAGUGUCUCGACCAACGAUCUCUCCGGCGGAUUCGACUCUGGCUACCUGAGGAAGAGUCCGGACCAGUACAGCUCCAGGGGCAGCAUGGACAGUCUGGACCAUCCCCAGUCCUCCCAGCUUCACUCUGGAGCUCAGCACCAGCACUCACUGGCCCACCACAGACUCAGUGGACCCCACCCGGCCUACUCCUCCUGCCACCAGCUGUCCUCAGCCAGGUCGUCCAACAGCAUUGAACACUUGCACAGCAAGAGAGACUCUGCCUAUUACUCUUUCUCCACUAGCUCCAGCAUCCAAGAAUACCACGCCUCCACCCCCUCAAUCAGCACAGAGCGCUCCAGUUCACUGGACACCGUCCCUCAGAGAGCAGGGGGAAGUGGCGAGACGCACCAGGCUGACAUGCGUUACGCCCCGUCAGUUUACGACACCCAGCAGGGCAUCUUUCAGGAGCGCGAGCUGAGCUCCAACUCUGCCGUGUUCUUACGUAACAGCGACUCCAGAAGCGGGGGCGGAGCCAGGUCAGGGAUAGUUCGAGAUCUGGAAGGUUCAGUUAGCGGGGUUUGUUACCGUGGCAGCAGCAGCAGCAGCGGUGGUGCACCGGCAUCAAACAGACACAGUGUAGGACCAAUAUGGGCCCCGGCAGCCAACCGCAGCUCCUAUGAGAACCUGAAGGGGGCGCCUGCUCCACCAAGGCGCAGUGAUAGCUAUGCCGUUAUCAGGAGCCACGAGAGACCAAACUCCUGGUCCAGUCUGGAGCACGCCAGAUCACUACGUUCUCUGCAGAAAGGCUCCUGGCAUCACUCCAGUGGUAACGUUGCCUUAGCUAAAGGCUCGUAUGGUGCUGAGGGUCAGCUCCACACGGUGAUGGAGAAGAGUCCAGAGAGCAGCCCCACCACAAGGCCCCGUCAGGGUGGAGGCUUUCCUCAACCCCCGUCCCCUACCGGGCCUUCCUCUGGAUCUGCAGGCCCCACGCCACAGGCCAGCCGGUUUAUCCUUCCUACCAGCAUUUACCCUGUUCCCCAGCCUGAGCCACACUAUGCACAGAUGCCCAACUCCCCCAGCCCAGGCCCCUGUGGAGUCUACCCAGCCUUGGCCAAGGAGAGCAACCGGCAAACGCAACAUGAAGGAGCAACAGAGGGGCAGAGAGAUGGAAGGAUGUCAGCCACAGAAAAUGGAUACCAAACUAACACUUCAUCCUACCCCCACAGCUCUUACCCAACAGACAGGCAUCAACAGGAAGAGUCCAGCUUUGGACCCUACAACCCACGCAUCAAAACUAUUGGAGGGGGAACAGAGAGCGAGACAGUGGUCCAAAGAGCCCAGAAUCAUCAGAGCAUCCAAGAGCAGAAACAGGAUUUCCAUAUUCCCCAAAAUUACUCAGCCCCUGAAGUCAGGCGCGCAUCAUCACAGGAGAGGAGCGACCCCUACGCAGCUGUCCAGUCCUUGGGAGACCAAAACAGAUCAGUAGACCAGUCCAGCAUUCAUUCAGAGCCUGUAGCAUCUUCCAGGCUCACCCUUGGACAGGUUCCACCCAACCACUCACCUGGUCAGGCCCAGUCUCAGGCUCCACCCUCUUCUGCCUCACACCAUUCUCCCCAGCACCUCAGCGACUCAUCCGCUCUGCACUACCAGAACUGGGACCACGGAGAGCAGGACAAAGACAAAGAGCACCCACUGACCCGCCUGGAGCUCGCCCUUGCCGAGGUCCAGCGGUGCGGCAGCCCUGAAAGCAAUGCCCCCCAAGGGCCCGCUCGCAGCCUCUCUGUUUUGGAGAAAGUCAGUCGCUUCGAACGUCAACAACGCAACGGAAAGCAGCGCAGUCACAGCACCUCACACAACAAGGCCCAUCUACGGAAUCAGAUCACAGACAAAGGCCGCAGCGCUCCUUGUGGAACAGAGGACCUCAGAAACAUACUGGAGAGAAGCACCAAGGGCAUCAAAGUCCAAAGGACUCCGAGCUACAGAGGAGGCAGCAGUGAGCAUAUGAAACACAGAACUCCAACAGAUCCAGUUUCAGCCCUGCAGAGGAGUCGCAGCAGCUUCCAUCUAGAUGGAUCCAAGGAGGAGGACAGCAGCAAGAACUUACCCUGGAGACAGGAAAUCCAAGAGAUCAUGGCCCCAAUGCAGGACACAUCCACAAACAGAUCUUACAGGGACUCCUUGAAAGACGCCCAGUCUAAGGUCCUACGAUCCACCUCCUUCAGACGGAGGGACCUCACCUCAUCGGGCAGUGCCCAGCCUGCUCCAGCUCCUCCUUCUGUCUCCUCCCCUGGCAGCCAGCAGCCUCCACCCGUCCCUCCCAAAUACCACUCACUGGAGAAAAAAGGCCCCACGACCAUGCCAAAGCCACGGGGCAUUGUCAUCACGCCACAGUCACAACCUCUGGUCACUUCCGCUCACACACCCAAGGAGAGGCACUUGGUUACUCCCGAUGUUCGAGGCUCUAGCCCACCACCCCUCCCCAGCAUCCCACCCGUUGGACAGCCUCCUUCACGGCGGAUUUGUGGCCGCAAGCGUUUGACGGCAGACCAGAAGAAGCGCUCAUACUCAGAACCAGAGAACAUGAAUGAGGUUGGGAUUUCUGACCCAGAGACCAUGUCCUUAUUCCGGCGUGGAGGAGAAACCAGUGUGGCAGACCGUCGGAAGGUGUUUGAACCUGCUGCAGGUUCUGUUGGGAGUGGAGCUUCUCAGAAUGCCAUAUCAAGGCCCGACCUGCGACAAGUGCAGCAAGAAGCUCUCGCUAAGUACAUAGAGAGGAAGAGAGGCGUGAGGAAAGAUGAGGGAGGACAGAGGAGCAUCUCGAGGCCUCGCAGUGCUUAUUUUCAGCCUGAAAAUGUUAACCAUGCAGCCUCCUCCUGUUACUCAGACUCCCUCAGCCUCUCCUCCGCUUCCAGCCUGCUCUCCCUCCAAGACCCAUGUCCAGCUUCUCCUCAGGGGGAGAAGCACCCCAACUCAACUCUUCUUCCUGACCUGCGGAGCCACCAGUCUAACUUCUUCUACCCAGGCAGGGUCACCACACCGAGGCCACCAGCUCACCCACCAUCAAGCACUCCUUCUGGCUCAACUCUUGAUCAGAUCUACCAGGAUCUUGUUCCUGAAGCAGAGCUCAGGAGACACAGCCAGUCAUCCAUCAGAGAGCCGAGCCUGGGCCGUGAACAGCAAGUUGCAGAGCCUCAAGUCAACCGGGGACUGUCUAAGCAGCUCAAUGUUGCUCUGCAGAAGGCUGGGUCAGUUCACAAAACAGGGAAGUCAGCCUCAGCUGAGAAUCUCCUGGAGCGAUCCGAGGACACGCGAGCCCCCCCUCAGCACUUUCGCUCUCGUUCAUCCCCCAUCAUGGAGAGACUAAAUGAGGACUUCCUUCCAGACGAUGUCCGGAUGUUUGGCGUCUUCAUCUCGGAACAUGAACGCUGUGCUCUGGCUGCCGACAGACCUGCAAACGUCCAUGUACCAGAAGGCUUCAUCUCUCCAUCCCAGAACAGCAUGAACACCUCCCAGCCCAUAGGACCCUCUACAGGCUUCUCCCAAACACCGGUCAUUCGUAAGGAACGGCAGAGGAACAGCGAGCGCCAGCGUGCCCAAAGCACCUCCACCUUGGCAGCCUCUGUUGGCCUGCCCUACCCAUUGUCAACACCCAGGACUCAGGAAAGAGGCAGCGAUGAGUGGCAAUCAAGCGAGAGGUUGAGCCAGGCCAAUCUGGAUGGCAUCACUUUCCCUGGCAUCCAGCAAGUGAGCGUAGGCAGUGGUGAAGAAAGUAACAUUUCUGGUGUUGAACGUGAAAAACAGAGUAGACACAGUUUGAGUGACGCCACCCUGUUACAGGACACCGCAAAGCACACUUACAGAGGCAGAGCCUCCAGUUUAGAGAUAAGAGGCGGACUUUCUGAAGAAAAUGUAAAACCAGUUUCCCCAGUGACACCAACCUCACCUAAAAGGAAGGGUAGCGGAAGCAGCACAUCCUCUCCUCUGCCGUUCUCCCAUCCGACUGUCCACCUGUCCUCACUGCGAAUCUCAGAGACCAGCCUCUUUGGCUCCGUCAGCCAACAGCAACCUCCCAAAACUUCCACAGGCACACCACUGGAGGACUAUGAUGAGGUCUUCCUCCAAAAUCCUGCACCACCUCCUUCUCCACCUUUUUCUCCUCCAAUCAGGGAGACAAACAUCACUGAGGAUUUCCCUCCUCCACCUCCUCCUGUGGAGCUGGAGCUGGAGGCUAAGGAGGAGACAGUGGGAAGUUCCACUUCGGAGUUCUCCACCAUUUCCACAAGAAAGUCUUCCCCCCAGUUUUUACCAGUCAGCUCUUCUUCUGUGCCCAGUCAACUUCCUUCAAUGCAACCCUCCACCAUCACUCCAACCACCACAUCUGCCACCACAGAGGACAACCUAAGCCUUGAGUACCAGCCGCUGCCCAAAAGGGAGAAGACAUCUGAAGAGCUGAGAGUGGAGGCUCUGGCUCAGCAGUUGGUGUUGCAGGACCCCUCUCUAGCGCCCCUCUUGGACACGUGGGGAGGUAAAUCCACUAUAGAGCUAUUGGAGGAGAUCUUUCCAAACAGCAAACUGAUUGGGAAAUCACAAUGGACCCACAGAGGCAGCAGCCAAGAGGAUGACAGGACCCAGGCUGGCAUCUGCGAUCCUGCUCAGAGCACGGCGGCAGAUCAAAAGAAGGAGCCCAAUCUGGAUGAAGAAGAGAAGGAUCUUAACACCAGGAAGGUGGAGCUGUGUGAAGCUCUUAGGAGCAGCGUGGUGGCUCUGAAGCGGGAGAAAGAGGCGCUGUGUGAGGAGCAGAAGCAUCACAAGGCGCUGGGGGAUAGCAUCGACACAAUGGUGCAGGACCACCUCAAAACCAACGAGAAGGACAAGUACAGCGUGUUCAUCGGUGAUCUGGAGAGGAUCGUGAACUUGCUGCUGUCUCUGUGCAGCCGGCUGUCGAGGAUUGACAGAUCUCUGCUCGCUCUGCAGAGAGACGGGCUGUCGCCAGAAGAAGCGGCUGAAGAGAGGGACUCCCUUAAUCACAAGCGCUCUCUCCUCCUUCGCCAAACCGAAGACGCUCGAGAGCUGAAGGAGAACCUGGACCGGCGGCAGCGCGUGGUACACGCCAUCCUGUCCAGUUACCUCAGCGAACCCCAACUCCAAGACUACCGGCGCUUCGUCAGCACCAAGCCCUCCCUUCUGAUCCGCCAGCGACACCUGGACGACCUCAUACGACGGGGAGAGGAGCAGCUGACGCGAUUGGCCGAGAGCCUACCAGCAGAGCUGGCAGAGGCCAACGGCUGGCCCGCAGCAAGCCCCGUGCCCUGCUCUUCUUUGUUUCCACCACUGCUUCCACCCGCUGCAAUUAUAAGCCCUAGCCACGUGGUCAGAUCUACCACUGUGACAUCACUGUGACAUCAUGAACACGAAGGACAGGUAGCACCAUAAAAACUGAAGGAGCUUUACACGAAGGAUGCCCCAAAACAGGCUCCGCCCAUUUUGAAUUGACUAUGCAGACUUCACACAUGAAGAAAAGCCUUUAAUGUGCCUCUUUCUGUUCACGCCUGACUGCACAUUAGGCCUCUGUUCACCUCAACGCCAGCAACUAGACAAUAUUUCUAACCACACUCUGCUGGUUGAGUGAUUUUAAGGUCAGAGGAUUACCAGGAAAGUUUAUCAUCAAAUCCUUCAAAGGACAAUUCCAGCAUGGUGGAUGAUUUUCUCCAUUUUUUUAAACACUUAGACCUCUUCUGCUUUUUUUGGGGGGGGGGUCUUGUUAUAUAUAUCCUGCUUCAGUGAUGGAUUAAACAUGGCCAAAGUUUCACUUUCACAUAGGUUUUUCUACUCUGGGAUCUGUAUGGUGUCAUAAAGACGGGAUACCCAGUGUUUCCCACACAUAAUCCUUCUUACCCAUUUCUCAGUUUGUACUUCCUCACCUCUUCUUCUUGCAUUUUAGUUCCUUCCACCAGAGAACCGAAAAGAGAAAGUGAGGAAGAGACACAAAGAAAGGGGAAGAACAAAAUGAGGCACUGCUGCUUUAAAGCGUUACACAUGAAAUGUGGCAUAUAGUUCAUACUGAUGUAUUUUACACAGCAAGCCUUCAUUUUCUUAUCAAAAAAAAUCCACAAAAAAAGGAGUGCUGGAAGUGCAAGUAAUGCGAGGUACAUGAAGAGACAAACAGGACUAUUUAUACACACUCAAAUGUAUAUAGUCCUGAGGCACAGGUGGGAACAGUCACACACAGGUGAAACUCAUGAGUGCAGGGCAGGCAAUCUCAAAAGUGGAAGUAAAACCACAACGAGACACACAAAGACACACAAAAGACAGACGUAGCUUCCAGGUUUAAAAAGUAAUGUCAACACACAAGUGCCUUAAAACUGCUGAGACCUGUGUAAACAUUUUCCUGAUGAGUUUAUGGGCUCAGUCAAAAAAAAAAAUCAAAGCUUCAAAACAUGUGACACCACGGUGGCUACAGAAAACGGGUCAUAGCCAAUUACAUAAAAAACACUGAAGCAGAAACACAUAGAAAGAACAGGAAAAUAACACGCUGGAUUUAUGAAUGAAUGCUUCAGUGUGGAGCUUUCAGGCAUAAAACACUUGUGUAUCCUCACUCUGCUCUGACCUCCAGAUGUUUUUUAGAAACUGGGACAUUCUUCAAGAUGGUUCUGUUAGACUGAUUUCCAGGUCAGGGCAGGAGGAGAAUGCACAAAAUAGAGCAAUGAAAAACCCUGUAGACUAUGUGUACUCAGGUUAGGGUUAGUAUAGUUAAUAUACCAUCCAUGGUAUAGUUACUAGUGGACAAUCUCCUUGCUUUUCUAUUCUGAUUUCAUUCAGCUGCUUCUCUGUAAAGGGUGUUAUCCUUUGUUUAGAUGGGCUUAAACUCCACCACCUGCAGUUGUUGCAAGAGAAAGAGCUAAAUCCACUUGUUACAGGCAGAGUUGCCCCAGUAUAAGACAAAUAAAGAUUAUUUUAAACUGUGAAUUAUGCAAAGCUACUCUAGUAGAGCCCAAGAAUAAAUCAUAUGGAGGUAAAUUAAAUAUUACUACACUGGAAUUGUCCUUUAACUGACUGGUGAUACUUUCAGGAGCCUCAAACAUUCAGACCUUCCUCCAUGAGGUCUUUCUAUCUGAUAGCUGGUGCACAUGAGCAGUUACCUCCCAAAGAGAAAGCACCACCAUCUUUAAAAGAUCAUCAUCUUCUCCAUCUUUCCACAGAGCCUGCCUCACUCUCACAUCACCUUAACCUUAAUGAACACCAAAAUCAGAGGGACUAUGAUCUCGUUUCACUGGACAGAAAGCAAAAAAAUCCUGAAGACGAACUGUAAUCGUCACUGUCAUGUUAAACUGUAACACAACUACUGCCACUGCUGUCUGCACAUCUGCAGCUUGUAGCACUUUGUAGCAGUCCCACUGCUGUUUGCAGCAGAAAUCACACUGACCCAUAAACACUGUCGUAUGCCUCUCAUCAAGUCUGACGCUUCACGAUUCCAAAGACUUUCACAGGCUGAGAUUUCUUCCAGAUUUCAUCUUGGUUCAAUUUUGGACUUUGGAGGGGGUUUUUAUGUCAGAAAUGUUGCCAGCUACAGUAGUCACCUUAAAAUCCACUGAUUUCCAACAGAUAUCAACUUAAAAAAGAAUAAUCGGAAAAAUAACCCAAAGAUAUUUAACUUUGUGGUGCUGAGAAGAAGCAAACCUUUACAGUUGAGAGGUUGUAAUGUUCUAACUUUCGGAUCAUUUAUAGAAACAUUUUCAGUUCCAGGAAACCUUUAAAUUAACAAUAUGUUUCCCACUAUGUAACAUGACAUUUUAUUUUAAUUAUCCUUCUUUCAGAACGACUUUCAGUUUCAUAGAAAACUGAGAAACAUAUUUUUAAACUCCUUUCAGUCCAGCUCUCUCAGAGAAAAGAAAGACCCACACUGUAAAACCUUUAGAUGCCAGAUUUGCCUGUGCAUCAGUUUCUUCUCUUAUCCAUCCAUUCAUUCGUUUUCUGCCACUUAUCUGAGUGCAGGCUGUGGGAGUAGCAGUCUGAGCUCUCCUCUCCCUGGCCCCCUCCUCCAGCUCUUCUAUUAGCCAAGACAUCUAAUCUCUCCAGUGCAUCCCGGGUCUGAACCAGGCCUCCUCGCAGUUGGACAUAACAUAAAACACCUCAUUUAGGUGGAGGAGGCAUCGUAGUAUGUCAUUUAACCUCAGCUCUUUCUCCCUCUCUGCCUGAUACCGAAAAUACCCGUAGCCUUACUCUGUGUUGAAUCCAACAUCCCUGUGCUGACGUUUUGACACAAAUUCAACUGGUGGCUGUUUUUUUUUUAAUUGUUAAUCUAAAACUGUCAGGAUGUAGGACCUGAACUUUUUUGGCCUUUGAAGCCAGGCGUCCCUGGAAAAAUUUGAAAUAUGAGUUUGGUUACUCACUGAGAUUAUUUCUCAAGCUGUGUUUACACACGUACCUGAACAGAGAUGUUCAGAUUUAAAACAUUAUGGUGGUAAAACUGACUUAAAAUUGGUGGUGUGUCCCUUUAAUUCUGUUUCAGUUGACCCCACUGACUUCUUACUUAAAUAAAUUUAGGUAAUUUUUUUUUUUAAACACAGAAAAUGUGUUGUCAGGUGAGUAAAGUACAAAAGGAAACAAGUGCAAAAUGGUGACCUUUUUAUUUUUAAUCCUUACAUUUUUUCUUUGUUUGAUACAUUUUUGUCAUAUCUAGGCUUCCAUAGUCCUCUGUGACUCAUUGGAGGAUCAGGUUUAUAAACUUUUCUCACCUUGCUGUAUAACAGGCACCAUUUGGCUUCCCGUCCCUUCAUACAGACUCCGAAUGGUUUCAUUUCUGCAGUAUAUGAUAUUUAUUUGCUUCUGAUCAGUGGCGGGUUUUUGACUUUUAUUCCACGCCUACGUGUUUAGUUUUGAGAGCACCUUUUAAAUAUUCUCCAAGCAGUACAACACACACACACUGCCGCAUGCCCUCCUCUAUAACCCCAGUUGUACUGUUGAUUACUGUUUAUUUUCAGAGGCACUAAAGAAUAUCUCGAAAAGAUUCUGGUUUAUUGUUGAAUGAAAUUCAAUGUUUGUUUUCUGAAAGACUUAAGAACAAUAAAUAAAAAGUAACAACUUUUUUUUUGCUAAAUAAAU